AUGUAUGUACAAGCAACAGGAGUUAUUUAAUCAUAAUUGUAUUAUAGCCGGCUUUAGUAGGCCGGCCGGCAAGCUACGCCCCUAUUUUCUUCACUCCUUUAAAAGAAACAUCAACGAUGCUCGAUCUCCAUCCUUACAUCAAUCCAUUCUCUCUUGCAAAGAAGAACCAUACACAUAUAUAUAAUGAGGCAAGCCGGAAUAUAUUCAGGAAUACUCUCCGGCGGCAGAACUGGGCCUCACUUGCUGCCGUUAGCGAGGAUAAAGAAGAUAAUGAAGAAGUCUGGCGACAACGUCAAGAUGAUAUCCGGGGAGGCGCCGAUUGUGUUUUCCAAGGCCUGUGAGCUGUUUAUAGAGGAGCUGACACAGAGGUCUUGGAUGGUUGCCAUGCAAGGAAAGAGAAGGACGCUUCACAAAGAGGACGUGGCCUCCGCUAUUGUAGCCACUGAUGUCUUUGACUUUCUUGUCGAUUUGGUGUCGGCGUCGUCUGGUAAUUCUGUUAACCCUGUCGACUUCUCCCCGGUGGAAAUGGAAACAGUACUCCAGUCUUAAGGCCCUUUUUUAUUUUUAUUUUUUUUAUUAUUAUUAUUAUUAACAUAUAUUACAAAGCAUUUAUAGCAAAACUAGCAUUAUUUAGCUUGAAGCCUUCGCCAUUAAUGGAUGUAAGCAAAAUUAAAGCACAUGUUCAUUGGGAACUUUUUUGUUUGUUUGUCUGUAUUUCAAUUUCUUCGGAUGAACGUGGGAAAGCUUCGUUUUUCUUUUGUUGUGAGAUCAUGAUAUAAGAUGCAAAUCUUUGAUA
Molecule: messenger RNA, 796 nt
Organism: Alnus glutinosa
Lineage: Eukaryota; Viridiplantae; Streptophyta; Magnoliopsida; Fagales; Betulaceae
Product: nuclear transcription factor Y subunit C-1-like
Exons: 1
Coding region: 184-549 (121 amino acids)
Biological process (GO): regulation of DNA-templated transcription
Cellular component (GO): nucleus
Molecular function (GO): protein heterodimerization activity; DNA-binding transcription activator activity, RNA polymerase II-specific
Source: RefSeq, a predicted model, not a curated record